GCUGAAACCUGCAGCAGGCGACAGGCCUUCGACGUUGUGUUACUUCGCGUCCUUCAGCUGGUCGAGCGCUGUUCUCUACGCCUGGAUAGUUCUUCGCAGGUCGAACAAUCGAAGACCCAAGACAUUACCACAGGAAAAGCUACGUAUCAGAGAACGACGACUUCAUCAUACGGCCAGGACAAAUCCAGACCAUGGGCGAGUCACGCCCAACCGCAGAAGAAUACACCGAUGUCAUCGUCGUAGGAGCAGGCCCAGCAGGCUUAAUGGCCAGUCUCAGCCUGUCGGCCUCGAACAUUCCGCAUCAGAUCAUUGACAAGCUCGGCACACGGGCACUGAAUGGACGUGCAGACGGCUUCCACCCCCGAACGCUGGAGAUUUGGGAUAGUUUCGACAUUGCCGACAAAGUAGGAAGCGUCGGCUAUCGCAUAAGUGAAAUAGCUUUCUGGGGACCUCGUCCGGAUGCCGCGGAUGGAAUUGUUCGCCAGCGACGCGACGUCGCUAACGGCGGUGAUAUUCGCCAACAGCGUGGCAUCACUGUUCAUCAGGGAUUCAUCGAAGCUGCUUUGACGGAAGGCAUCAGAGCUCAGAAUGGUCCUUCUGUGCAGAGAGGGGUCAAGCCGAGUGCCCUGUCGCUGGACAACCUGUCAUGCGACGAUCACAGCUCUUAUCCGAUCACGCUCGAGGUAGACCACCUCAAGAAAGAGAAUUUGGAGCUCUGGGGAGGGUUUCCUCAUUCUAUCACGCCUGCUGGUCAGAUCAAGGAAGAACACGGCUGGACUGGUGCUUUUGGUCGGGACUCGGAGGACACUGUACCUCACGUGAGUGGUGUUGAAGGACGCAGAAGAACCAUACGGGCGAAGUACCUCAUAGGCGCCGAUGGCGGGCAUUCGUGGGUCCGUCGCCAGUUCUCUGAUCAUUUCUUCAUGGAGGGAGUUACCAGGAACUCGGUCUUUGGUGUGAUCGACAUCGUUCCCGUGACUGACUUCCCGGACAUUCGCAAAAUUUGCACCAUCAUGUCCGCUCAUGGCUCCGUCCUGCUGAUCCCACGCGAGAACAAUCUGGUGCGACUGUAUAUUCGAUUGCCUCGUACAGAGGAGCAGGACAACGCCAAACAAGUUGCGAGCCUGGAGACCGCCGGCAAGGCUUUCAAGACAGCCAAGAAGAUCUUCCAUCCUCACACCAUCGAAUAUAACUACUGCGACUGGUUCACUGUCUAUACAGUAGGCCAGCGGAUCGCAAAUCACUACUCCUACGCCAAUCGGGUGUUUCUCGCUGGCGACGCUGUCCAUACGCAUACUCCUUCCGGUGGUCAUGGAUGUAACGUGAGUCAGCAAGAUACAUACAACUUGGGUUUCAAGCUCGCUGGCGUGCUGCGAAGCCAGCUCAAUCCAUCCGUUCUGUCGACAUAUGAGAGCGAACGUAGACCAAUAGCUCAAGAGUUGAUUGAUCUUGACACAACGCUGGCCAAGAUCUACACUUCCGACUCUCCUGCGUCAUUCGAAGAGGUCAAACGCAUCUAUGCCAGGGUCAGCGAUCACGGAUCCGGUAUCCACAUCUGCUACGGGUCCAGCCUGCUCGUCGCAGCACCAGAAGCAUGUGACGCUGGUCGAGCCUCCGGUCUCCGACUUGGACAACGCAUGCCCGAUGUAGAGAUCAUCAAUCAUGCCUCAGGAGGUCUAAGCAGUAUGCACGCUCAACUGAAGGCCAAUGGACGGUGGAGAAUGCUCGUUUUCUCAGGGAGCUUGAGUGACGAGCAGAGCAUCAAGCAAGCGAACUCUGCUGGUGAGCAGAUCGCAGAACUCCUGAAAAGCGUUUCCACCACACCGAACAGGGACUCCACCACGAAAGACUUCCAAGUCGUGCUCAUCCAUGCUGGAAAUCCGGCAAGUUUGGAAGCGGGCGCCUUGCACAGCGUCUACUAUCCCUUCAACAAGACUACAGGAUACGACUACAACACCGUCUUCGCGGCAACUUCAGUGGCAGGCGUGGAUGAACGGAAUGUAUACGACAUCUUCGGCAUAGGAAAAGACCCAGGCGCUAUUGUGAUCAUUCGCCCUGAUCAGGUCGUUGGUUGGAUCGGCGGAGUGUCGGACUUGGAUCGUCUUCGGACCUGGUUACACACGUUCAUGGUCGUGCGAGAGUGA
Messenger RNA from Zymoseptoria tritici IPO323, 2144 nucleotides. RefSeq lists its product as uncharacterized. The record is from RefSeq and is a predicted model, not a curated record. Gene Ontology annotation, molecular function: FAD binding. Bases 192 to 2144 code for a protein of 650 amino acids. The transcript is spliced from 3 exons. Lineage: Eukaryota; Fungi; Ascomycota; Dothideomycetes; Mycosphaerellales; Mycosphaerellaceae.